Meloidogyne enterolobii is the source of this 408-nucleotide messenger RNA. Lineage: Eukaryota; Metazoa; Nematoda; Chromadorea; Rhabditida; Meloidogynidae. The record is from the annotation of a GenBank genome assembly.
AUGUAUGGAAGAUUAGUUGAUGUUCUUUCGGGAAAUAGAAGGGCUAAUGAUGGCGAAUGUGCUAUACUUGUUAAUUGUGCCGGAGAAUGUGUAAAAGAAUCUAAUCAAGAUUUAACUAAAAUUAGUUAUUGUUUGAGGCAUAAAUGUGCUUUUCAUUGUUUUGAUGGUUCUUGUCCAAAAUGUUCAGCAUUUGUUACUAGAAUAUUUAACCAAAUUUGUGUUGUUGGUGAUUUUCGUAAAAGAAUACAGGAAUGGAAAGGUCAUUGUUAUGAAAUGUUUCGUGCAAUUGUUAUGGCUAAAUUUGAAGAGGAAUUUGUUAAAUCGGGAGCGACUCCUUCAAUUGGUAAUAGGAGUGGGGCUGUUGGUUUAAUUGGUGGAAUUGUUCAACGGCGAGCACGUUUAGUUUGA